CGUGUCUAUUUUGGUAAUACCUCAGAAACACCACCGCCUGGCGAUUCGACUCGGCCAGCAUGCACCAGGGCCUGCGGUUCGAGGCGCACUUCAAGAUGCGGUAGAGGAAGUCCCUCGACUUGACAGUCCCGAGAAUUAAUCGCAGUGCGUCCCAAUAUUUGAGCCAGAUCUCUGCCUAGAGCAUAAUCACGCGCAUAAUAGCAAUCAAACCCAGAGACUUCGACUCAACGCUCGCUCACAACGCCUACCAACUCGAGUAGGACUACAAAAACUUGGGUCUCUCUCUUUCAAUCCGCGCGCGGAUCCGAUAUCCACGGCACCCGGUGCUCGAUAUAACCACUUGAACGAGCCUGGGAGCCUGAGACGACGUGAAACCACUGCCUUCCAAGCCGCCAGGCGUUCAUCGUGAACGUGAACCCUCUAAACGACUCGUCGAACCUGGUCAAACCUCGACAAAUCAGAUCGGUGAGAACCGGCGGAGUAUCGGUGUCCUCAGGAGGGUGUCCUCAGGCGUGAAUCAAGCAUCUCUCUCGAAGGAUUUCAAGGGCACAAGUAGUGAACAAGAGGUGAGCAGAGGACCCGUCACGGUGGCCAGCUUAGUGAGCGGCAACGUAGCGGUGCGUUACGAUGAGGCGUCGGGGGUGGUUGGCACGGGGGGUGUCGUGUUGGCAGCCACUUCCAGGUUAGCCACUGCCGACCCAGCCGCGUCCAGCAUGGACACCAGCGACUCCAGCAUGGACACGACUAACGGAGGCACGAGCACCGUGGUGGCAGGCGUCGGGACGAUCGCCUCUGUGGUGGCUGGCGCUGCGUCCCUCACGCUGGUCAAGGCUGAGACGCCGGAACACCUCGCCGGAACGUCGACAACGUCGUCGUCGUCGGUCGCUGGCCCGGUGACAGGGGCCAGCGGCCUGUUCACCGGGAUCGCGGCCAGCAACAAAACCGCCAGACCCGACGAUUGGCUGGCCGCGAACAGUCCUGGUUCACCGUCUGCCACGCUGCAGGGCCAACACGUGGUAUACACGAAUCCCCAGCAACAGUUGGCCGAGUCGCAGCAACAGCAACCGCCUCUCGCUCAUUCCAGCCCCCUGGCGCAUCAGCAGCAACCGCCAAGCAGCAACAAUGGCUACGCCAGCCCUAUGAGCACCAGCAGCUACGAUCCUUACAGUCCCAACAGUAAGAUAGGUAAGCGGACACUUGUUCUUGCGUUUAACAGCCUGAUCGUUAAACCUCCUGCGUUGGAAUGA
Frieseomelitta varia is the source of this 1247-nucleotide messenger RNA. RefSeq names its product ecdysone receptor-like. Lineage: Eukaryota; Metazoa; Arthropoda; Insecta; Hymenoptera; Apidae. The record is from RefSeq and is a predicted model, not a curated record. The transcript has 2 exons. The coding region runs from base 714 to 1247 and encodes 177 amino acids.